UACGAUCCUCUAGUGAUACCAGUUGAUAAUUCCUUGAACUCUUAUCAAUCAUGGCAUGGUUAUCAAGUGGGCGCACCAAUGUUGAACUUAUUGAGAACAUGAAAAGCUCUGGCUUAAUUCACUCUUCUCGGGUGGCAGCUGCUAUGAUGAAGGUGGAUAGAAAACACUAUGUACCACUUCGUACAUUUGCCUAUGAGGAUUCCCCUCAGAAAAUCGGAUUUGGAGCAACUAUAUCCGCUCCUCACAUGCAUGCUCAUGCAUGUGAAAACCUCCUUGAGCUCCUGCCUCAGACCCAGAAUGGUGGGGAAGAGCCUCCUCGGAUCUUGGAUGUGGGAAGCGGAUCUGGUUACUUGACGGCCGUCUUUCACUAUCUAUCACCCAAGUCUCUAGUUGUUGGCAUAGAUCAUAUUCAAGGUCUGGUAUCUCAAUCGAUACGCAACCUUGCCGAUGAUGGAGUCAAAGUCCUCGACAAGCAUAAUGUUGAAGGCGGGGGGGUUCUGAUGCUUUGCGGUGAUGGGCGAAAAGGAUCAAAAGAAUAUGCUCCCUUCACGGUCAUUCACGUUGGAGCAGCUGCUCCAGAAUUUCCUGACGAGUUGGUAGACCAACUAGCCAAGCCUGGGAGGAUGUUUAUUCCUGUUGGAAAAGGAUCACAAGAUGUGUGGCAAGUCGACAAGUCAGCUAACGGUGACGUGACCAAGAAGAAACUGUUUGGAGUCAUGUAUGUUCCCCUUACGGAUGCUGACAAGCAAUGGCAAGAAUGAUCAUUAAAUGUGUGCGGCCAUUGAAUAUCUUACGGCAUGAUACAAAACAUGUAUCAAUUUUUUUGUUAAUCAGCACUUCUUAUGGAGAUGGAGACGCCUGGUUGGGAUUACGGUAUACAUACCGUGGAGCCAUAUACAUGGAAACAAACCU
Molecule: messenger RNA, 912 nt
Organism: Cryptococcus deneoformans JEC21
Lineage: Eukaryota; Fungi; Basidiomycota; Tremellomycetes; Tremellales; Cryptococcaceae
Exons: 9
Coding region: 51-761 (236 amino acids)
Biological process (GO): protein modification process
Cellular component (GO): cytoplasm
Molecular function (GO): protein-L-isoaspartate (D-aspartate) O-methyltransferase activity
Source: RefSeq, a predicted model, not a curated record